AAUGAAAAACUAUUCAAACAAAAGAAUGUGUAUCUGUUUUUACAAACUGGAAAAAGGCGAAUGAAUAUAUGAACUAAAAUUGCUGUAGGCUGUUGCUAAACGACGUUAUUGGUUGCAAUGCGUAUUUGUGACAACGCAUUUUCAAUUGAUCACAUACGGGCCAUGACUAGUCAGUUACGUAUAUAGCGGGCGUAGGUAUAGGGCAGAUAUAUACGUCAUUUUUAAUAGUGUAAAUAAAACAGGUAGUUGAAACUAGAAUUUAAUUACUGUAGGGCUAUAUUCUAUUAAUUUCUAGUACACUUUAAAGUAUUAACAAUCUUUUUUAAAAAAGGCGCUACAUUGAGACUAAGGUAAUAAUAUUUUCCUUUUUAAGGACGUAUGAUAAAUAGGUGAUUUUCAGGCAGUAUCGUACACAUUGGAUUUGGAGCGAAAACUGUUAAAUAUCUUUAUUAUAAAAACUAAAAGAAGAGACAAUUAUAUUAGGCCUGAGCUUCUGAUUAGUCGGGUAAAACGGAGGAACUAAAGAAGUUUUACUAGAUGCUGUAAUGAAACAAUAAGACUGCUCAUGUAUGCUUUGUGUGGAAAGGAAAGAAUGAUGUAAACUAUCCUGAAUGGACUGUUUUCAUGUACCUUUUUUACAAAUAGUAGUUCUGGCAAAUCUUAAAAUAGGGUAAUUAAUAUAUAGCAGAUGAAGAAAUGGUCUUGGAACUUCUUUUUUUGUUUUAGUCUUGAAACUCUGGAUUUAAUUUUAAAAUUACUACAGAAUUUUCUACAGCAGAAUGUUCACAGCACUGUCCAAAAAUGUUAGUUGUCUAUGGGUUAAACCCAGAAGCUAGUAUGUGUGCAUGUACAAAUAAAACUGGGCUGGAGAAAAAUUAUCUUGGUAGAGAAUGACAAGAUGUACACAUAGCUUGUUAUAAGACUUGUGGUGACAACAUUGAAAGACAGAAUCCUAAUCUCAAUGCAUGAGUAUAUCACAACUGAGAUUUUCUUAAUUAUGAAGACUGUUAUCAACAGGAAGAAAAUGAUUUUAUUCCUGAAACACAUCUAAGAAUGGAAGAACUAAAACUAAUACCAUAGUACAAGACAUAAACCAAACUAAUCAUGAAUUCAGAAGAAAAUCAAGAAUUAUUUGAAAACUGUACAAAUUUUCAGUACACAUUACAAGAUAAUUUUCAGCCUCCAGCAAUAAUUAAAAAAGAACCUGAAGAAAACUUGAUCAGUUAUCAGUGUGAGAGUGAUAUGAAUGAAACUCCAAAAGAGUCAUUAGAAUUCAUUUCAAACAUGGACCCAGAUGUUAAACCUAGUUUUAUGGAAUUUACUGAUGUUUUCUAUGGAGACACUGAAAAUAGUUCUGAAAUAGCUACCAAAAUAGAGCAGAAUGUGGAGCCUUUCACCAGUGAUACUUAUCCUCACCACAUAACAUCCAAAUUUUCUAAGAACACUAAAGAUUGUAUAUCAGUAAAAUCACAGUCUGUAUGUGAUUCAACAAGAUUGAAUGAAGUUAUCCAAGAGUCUUUGUUUCUUGUGAAAGAAGAACCACUGGAAAUAUCCGAGUCCAAUUUUGAAACUUGUGGAAAAGAAUUCCAAGAAGUGAAAAAGCCAAUAAUUGGAAAUAAGACAAUAUUACAACCAAACAAUUUGUUUUCAAAAUGUGCAGAAGUAAGUCACCCUGGAAACGUAAAAUUUAACAAAACUAACUGCCAAACUGUAAAAAUGAGCAUUUCUUCUGAAAGCUUAGAAUCACGGAAAGAAAAAUCACGUAUUUCUCGAACGUACACUCGAAAACGAAAGAUUGAACCACCAACAUGUGUAUUUAACUUUCAAACAGAAAGUGUGCCUACUUGUUCGGAAGCUUAUAAUUUAAAUAUGGUAGAUCUUUUCCAGUUACCAUCUUCAGCUUUGGAUGACACACACAAAAUAAAAUUACGUUCUGAAGGAGGAGAAUUUAGUUUUUCUGCCACAGAAAAAGAAGAGACACUUAAGCAGAAACACAAAAGUAGAUCUUCAAAAAUGGUUUCUAGCCAACCAUCAAAGGUUUUGAAGUGUGCAAUUUGUAAAAACGUAUAUUUAUGUCAGUAUGUUGACACAACUCAAGUGAAACUUUAGUGUGAACUAGACCACCGUGACCCGUUGGGUCACCCACUAUUCAGAGGUUAUGAAGAAUUCAAGCUAAUUUCAAUAUUGCACCGAAAUGAAGGUUUAUUUUGAGAUAAUUUAAU
Molecule: messenger RNA, 2222 nt
Organism: Limulus polyphemus (Atlantic horseshoe crab)
Lineage: Eukaryota; Metazoa; Arthropoda; Merostomata; Xiphosura; Limulidae
Exons: 2
Coding region: 1105-2109 (334 amino acids)
Source: RefSeq, a predicted model, not a curated record